GGCCGAGGGGCCCCCGGCGCUCCAGACAGCGUGCCUUCGGAAAGCAGAGAGCUAUCUGGGAGAUUCGUGAAGAUUUACUGAGUUUCCGUUGUGAUGGCUGGAAACCGGGGAACUAUCAAAGGCUCUUACUCCUUCAAUGCUGAAGAGGAUGCUCAGAAACUUCGAAAGGCCAUGAAGGGACUGGGCACGGAUGAAGAUGCCAUUAUUGACAUCGUGCCCAAGAGGGAUUUGGCCCAACGACAGCAGAUUUUAAUAGCCUACAAAUCUUCCAUUGGCCGAGAUUUGAUUGCUGACUUGAAGUCUGAAUUGAGUGGAAAUUUCGAAAAGGCCAUUGUUGGAUUGAUGACCUCCAUCACGCUGUAUGAUGUUCAGGAACUGAAGAAUGCUAUGAAGGGGGCUGGAACUGAUGAAGGCUGCCUCAUAGAAAUUUUGGCUUCUCGUUCAAAUGAUGAAAUCCGACGGAUUAAUGAAACCUACAAACAUCAGUAUGGAACUCGACUUGAGGAGGACAUUGUCUCUGACACUUCUUCAAAGUUUCGGAGAGUUCUGGUGUCUCUGUCAACUGGCAACAGAGAUGAAAGUCACUAUGUUGAUGAGGGUCUUGCCCAGCAAGAUGCCCAGUGUCUGUAUGAAGCUGGGGAGAACAGAUGGGGGACAGAUGAGUCUCAGUUCAUAACUGUCCUCUGUACCAGAAACAGAAACCAUCUACUAAAGGUAUUUGAUGAAUACAAGAGACUUUCUGGUAAGGACAUUACUGAAAGCAUUAAAUCAGAGAUGUCAGGUGACCUUGAAGAUGCUUUAUUAGCAAUAGUAAAAUGCACAAGAAAUAAGAAUGCCUACUUUGCUGAAAGACUGUACAAAUCCAUGAAGGGUCUGGGAACAGAUGACAAUACACUUAUUCGAGUGAUGGUAUCCCGCUGUGAAAUUGACAUGAUAGAUAUCAAGGCCGAGUUCAAGCGGAUGUAUGGAAAAUCUCUCUAUUCCUUCAUUAAGGGAGACACCUCAGGAGACUACAGAAAAGUUCUACUCCUUCUGUGUGGUGGGGAAGACUAACAACCGUAUGGUUCAUGUCUUUUGCUGUUGCCACUUCCUGUAGUUGACCUUUAAGUGGUUUCAGUCUCUUGCAAUAAUGCUUUUAGUUCUUGGAGAAUGCUUUGAUGUAAACAGCAUGUCAGUUUUGCAUUAUGCUUAACUGAGAUUCUGCCUGCUAGAAGAUCUGUUCAAAUAGGCUUUGAAAGAUUAUCUCCCUCCUUGAUAGCAGGAGAGGACUAUUCAAUAUAGGAAAUAUGAUUUUUUAAAAAAAAAAUCUGGUCAGUUUCUUUGGGGCCCUGCCUUCCUAUCUGUGCUGGAGAAAAGUAUCUGGUCACAAGCCAGAAACUUUCCUGUUGCUCCUUUUGACUGUAGAUGAUUGUAGCACAACUUUGCUGUUGCAGAGAUUUCAUGGAGAGCAGGUUGGCUCUAUGAUAUUUUUGAGAUCCUGACUGCUCCAUUUUUUAAAAGUUGUCCUAAGUGCUCUUACUUUCAUACUGGCCAUGCUUCAAAAAUUCAGUGUAAUUAAAUUGCCAGUGAAUAGACAAAUCCUUGAUUUAUGAUGCUGCCAGUCUGCAUGCCCAACGUGUAUGUCUCUUUCUUUUUUGUCCCAAGAAGAAAACUAACCCCACUGGAUAGGAACAAUAAAAUUAUCCCCCCCCCCCUAAACAUUGUGCAAAUAAGUGCCAGAUAAUAAUGUAGAGACAUACCUAGUUCUAUGGUGGGUUGGGACCCUUUCCCAUUUAUGUUUAUGGGCAGGUCUCUGAUACACAAUCUUGUAAUCCAUGUUGAACCCUGUGAUUUUCUUUAAAUAGCAACUGCCUAGUCCUAAUGUUUAUAGGGGAACCCCCACCCUCCUGGAUACUUUAGAAACUAGAGGGCAGGUGCGGGGCUUUCAUUAGGUAUGGAGAUUUUCUCAUUACAGAUACCUGAUACUGUCCUCUUUCCAGGACAUUCUGUAUUUUUCUUUACAGGCUAUUUACAAGAAAUUGGUCAAAUUUCAAAGCCUGUGCAUACAAACAUGCAUAUAUUUACACAUACAUUUGAGCACAAUUUCUGUCACCAUAAUUGAAUGAAUGCAGGUGCAUAUAUUGUCAGUCAGAGUAUGGAAUAUUUGUCAUAUUCAAACAUAUUCUGUAUACAAAUAAUCUGUAUUCCUCUACUACCCUAUUUAUGAUGAUGCCUAUUCAUAAUAUGUAAAGUAAUUUUAUUUGAAUAUGUGCAAAUUCUGACACAUUUGUGCCUUUUCUACAAUAUGGCAGUGGUAGUAUCAAAUUGUUUCUUAGCCUCAGUUUCUUGUUCGUGUGAGAAUGUUGCUUUGGAGUGAACAUACAACUGAAAAAUGGAUUCUGUGUAAUCUAAGACUAGCUCUGUCAGAAUGGGACCUCAAUUUUAAUCUGAACAGGAAAAUUUUCUACCAUAGUGGGAUAUUUGUCAGUAUAAAGCAAUUGUAGAUGUGUGAUGCGUAAUAACAUAUUCAUCUAGUCUAGAAGGUUGACAAAUACAAAUUGACCAUCUACAUUGUAAAAUGGUGCUGUGAUGCUUGCUUUGCAUUCAAUAAACCAAAUAUGUCUCUGCUGG
Messenger RNA from Eublepharis macularius, 2610 nucleotides. It is a transcript of the gene ANXA4, whose product is annotated as annexin A4. Gene Ontology annotation, molecular function: calcium ion binding; calcium-dependent phospholipid binding. The coding region runs from base 94 to 1053 and encodes 319 amino acids. Gene Ontology annotation, cellular component: cytoplasm. Lineage: Eukaryota; Metazoa; Chordata; Lepidosauria; Squamata; Eublepharidae. The transcript has 13 exons. The record is from RefSeq and is a predicted model, not a curated record.